UACUCGUCUAUUUGACGGUGCACCUCUCAGCCUUUGGAUUGUCGGAAAAAGAAGAGAGAGCCCAUUCUCCAUCGGUGACGCGCUUCUCACGUCAGCGUUUGGACCGGCGCACGUGCCGAACCUUCUCUCGCACGCUGGCAACGCGGUUAUUAUGAUUUUCUUUCUUUUUGUCAUUUUGGGGAAAGUUUGUUUUUUCCUUCUCUUAUGGCGCUUUUUGUUUGCAUGGGAUGUGCUACCAUAUUUCAUAUUCCCAAAAGUGCCCUGCUCCACCAUAAUUUAAUAUUUUUUUUUAUAAUAUUUUGGUUUUUCAAUUAAAAUAAAUAAUUAAAAGUUAUUGAAAAACAUAAUUUUCAUAUAAUUAUAAUAUUUUUAUUUUAUACGAAAUGAGGGGGAGAAACGUGCGUAGAAUUUAGGAAGCGAAGAGGAGAUAGAAAAGGGCAAACUUUUUAGCCGUUAAAAGUUGAAGAGGAGAGCCGCGAAAAAGGAACUCAAAAUCCAAGGAGAGAUCACAUGCACACGGGCCAGACCUUUUAGAGGCCACGUGUAAGAAAAGCCAUGUCCACACCAUAGCCGGUUAACCAGUCAAGAACACCGUAUGAAAGCGUCGACCAGAGAAGUGGUCCAGUUGGCAUUAAUUGCCAACCGGCCUCCGUACGUACAUUAACCGACACUUGCCGGUCAAAAUCAAUUGUCUCCAGCCAACCUCCACCCCCAAAAUUAAAAAUAAAAUAAAAUAAACCCACCCCCAAAAUCCCUUCACACUCGUACCCCUAACCAAACAGUCCUUCUCUUUCUCUUUCUCUCUCUUUUUUCUUUUUUUUUUUCAAUACUACUACAAGCAACUACAAAUGAAGAAGAAUCUAUUCCUUUGGUGAGUAGAUGGAGGAGAAAGAGCAAGUGAAGACUGAGAAUUCGAUGGCUAAUUCAACAUUUUCCGAUCAGAUUCCGGCGAGUUGUGCUUUUUCUUCAAGCAUCUUUGACAUGCCAUGUGAAGUUGAAAAGGGCUCAUUAGGCUUCAUGGACCUGUUGGGCAUCCAAGACUACAGUCCUUCUCUAUUCGAUUUGCUUCAGCCUCCAUUGGCGCCGCACCCCCUCACUUCACCGGCUUCCUCAGCUCCGCCGGAGUCGUCGGAGGUUGUGAACGCUCCGGCCACCCCUAACUCCUCGUCGAUCUCUUCCUCGUCGACCGAAGCAGCGAAUGAUGAUCAGACUAAAGCGGCGGAGGAGGAAGAGCAAGAUCAGGAGAAGAAUAAGCAACAGUUGAAACCCAAAAAGAAGAACCAAAAGAGGCAGAGAGAGCCGAGAUUUGCGUUCAUCACCAAGAGCGAAGUUGAUCAUCUUGACGAUGGAUACAGAUGGAGGAAGUACGGCCAAAAAGCUGUGAAGAACAGCCCUUUUCCUAGGAGCUACUAUCGUUGCACCACUGCCGCCUGCGGAGUGAAAAAGAGGGUGGAGCGAUCCUCCGAUGAUCCCACCACUGUUGUUACUACCUAUGAAGGUCAGCACACUCAUCCCUGUCCAGUGAUGCCCCGUGGAAGUCUUGGGAUUCCGCCGGAAGCUGUCACCUUCAGUGCAGCUGCUGCUUCCUCAUUCGCCAUGCCACAGCCUCAGUAUCAGCAGCAGCAGCAACCCUAUUUCAAUAACUCUUCUCUUUCUUUGAACUUCAACCACAUGAAUUCCUCCUCCAUUAACCCCACUUUCCUCCAUGAGAGACGGCUCCGUCCUUCUCCAGCUUCUCUGCUGAGAGAUCAUGGACUUCUUGAGGACCUCCUGCCGUCCCAGAUGUUUAAGGAGCCUAAAGAGGAGUAGUAGAGAGAUUUUUUAUCUGUAUUACUGGUAUGUAAUUUCCCUUACUGACUCAUGGAGGUUGUCUUUGGAGACGAACCAACUUCACCAUUACAUGUGAACCUUGCUGAUUAUCACUGUAAAAUUACUAGCCUCAGCCUGUGAAGAACUACUUUCCUACUUUGUGGGUUUUUUUUGUGUGUUAUUCUUUGUAUCUAGAGUUUAAUUCAAUCAUGAAGACUUGGGUUUUGUAUCUUCUUUAUCAAUCAGUUAAUUAUCCCAUUUUUCUUCUUCCUCUUCA
Vitis vinifera (wine grape) is the source of this 2086-nucleotide messenger RNA. Its product is annotated as probable WRKY transcription factor 48. Bases 880 to 1809 code for a protein of 309 amino acids. Gene Ontology annotation, molecular function: DNA-binding transcription factor activity; sequence-specific DNA binding. The record is from RefSeq and is a predicted model, not a curated record. The transcript has 3 exons. Gene Ontology annotation, biological process: regulation of DNA-templated transcription. NCBI's taxonomy places the organism in Eukaryota, Viridiplantae, Streptophyta, Magnoliopsida, Vitales, Vitaceae.